UAUUCAGUUUGGCUGAAGUGAGCAACAAUCACCAUGGAAGUAGCCAGCGGCAGCAUGAUCUUGCAUCCUGACUUGGCCGAUGAGCUCAGGGCCUUGCUUGAAUCCAGUGGUUUUGAGACAGCCGGGACCUUCUUGAAGCAUCUUUUUGCUUUGGAGGAGCAACAUAGAUCGAAGCAGAGUUUGUCAGAGUUGGAAUGGGGUGACGAUUUUAACAUCAAUCAAGCUAUAAGUCUAGCUUCAGCACAGCCACCAAAAACUGCUUCAGUUGGAGUUCAAGCUAAACUGUGCAGUUGCAGCGACAAGGUCAUCGUUAAGACAUUACGUGGAGGAAGUGCCGUCAGGCUGUUUGAUUCGAUUCAAAGAGGGAAUCUCCAAGAUAAAACAUUUGACUCUGAGGGAGUCGAUCAGUCUGACUCUGAUUACAGUGAGGAGAUGGAGGAAGAGGUCAAUUACAACAGUAGGAAGAGAAAACAAAAAAGUAAGACUGUAAAAGGAAAAGCAAAGCACAAAACUGUUCCUAAGAAGAAAAAACAAGGAAAGGACGACCAGGAACCAGCCACUGUGAGCCAGCCAAAGACCAAAAGGAGAAAGCCUGAUGAGGGAACAGAAACUGUCAGCAAACCGAAGAAGAAGACAAAAAAGUCUAAGGAUGGAGUAAAAACUGAUGGCAAACCAACAAAGAAUAAUACCGGCCAGAAAAGGAGUACAUUAAUUACCUGCAACGACUGUGAUGCCACGUUUACUAAUGCGUUUUACUACACUCAGCAUGCAAAGAAACAUGCUGAAGAAAUACCCGAAUCAUUGAAAUUCGGACGCAUGGUACACAUCGUACGGGUCCAAGAACGUCCCCAUAUUUGCCAACAAUGUGGCAAAUCUUACAGAAACGCGACUGGAUUGGUGUGUCAUAUUCGUACCCAUACUGGCGAACAGCCAUAUAAAUGUACGCAGUGUGACAAGUCGUACAAAGAGAAACACUCGCUGACAGAACACGUAAGAAGAUACCAUGAACAUCCCGGAGAAAAGCCUUUCAAGUGCGAUCUCUGCGACAAAUGUUUUGGGAAGAAAUACUCACUGAAUCUGCACAUUAGAAAUAAACAUCAGAGCCCCGACAAGGACGAUUGGAAGCGUUAAUGAAACUCCACAUCAUGAGAUCCUGGUUUAAGGCCGUAAAAUGGCCUCUCUGUCUCUAACAGGUGUUGCAUAAAGAAUUGGAGGUCAAUGGGGGAUCACAUGUUGCCAAAGUUAAAAAGAGUGUAAAUACAGUGAAAUCUCGAAAAGUCAAACUUCAAGGGAACAGGUUAAAAAUUUGACUUGAGCAGAGUUUUGAGUUAUGCAGGGUUGUACAUCAUUGUUGUUCUACUAAAGGGAAUGGAUACUUGUUUGACUUCACAGUUGUUUUGAGUUAUCAGAGUUUGGCUUAUUGAGAUUUCCCUGUACUGUGAUAUUCAGUUUUUGUUGCGUUGUGAUCUGAAAAAUCUGAUUUUUACAGCGAAAUGUGAAUGUAGUAAUUUCCCACUCUUCUUUAACCCUGACAAGGGUGAUUUACAAGGAACCUUCCUCAUCCUUACAAAUCCCAACACCACGGUAAACGGUGCACAUAAAAAACAGUUGGACCAUUUUUAUUUGUGGUAUCCCUAAUCUGAGGUAAAGCACAGUCAGUUUACUAGUGCAGUACUCAUCCUGACAGCUUCCAACAAACCCUGUAGUCGGAGUUUGGCUGGUUGGAGAUUGUUAGGGUCAAACCUGAUACAUUGUAAAGGCAGUUAAAUGUUGAAAUGCCAAAUUGUGGCUGAAAUCUGCAAAGUCCAUGUAGUUGAAGGCAUUUUACUGCUUAAAGGGUUUGGGGUUGACCUCUCACUUUUGUGUAAAGGUGACUUGAAAAUUGUAGACAAAAACGGUGAAAUUUUGAAAUGGACUGCGACGAUGUUUCAAUGUCUUUAUUUCUGAUAUUUCAAAACAAUAAAAAAGAGGCAAAACAAACAUUUCAGACUGGAUUUAUUGAGAAAUAUUUGAACAUUUGAUAGACAAAAAGUUAAGGCACAAUUACUUGGGGGUGCAUAU
Molecule: messenger RNA, 2061 nt
Organism: Patiria miniata (bat star)
Lineage: Eukaryota; Metazoa; Echinodermata; Asteroidea; Valvatida; Asterinidae
Product: zinc finger protein 37 homolog
Exons: 2
Coding region: 34-1131 (365 amino acids)
Biological process (GO): regulation of transcription by RNA polymerase II
Molecular function (GO): DNA-binding transcription factor activity; RNA polymerase II cis-regulatory region sequence-specific DNA binding
Source: RefSeq, a predicted model, not a curated record